Molossus molossus (Pallas's mastiff bat) is the source of this 414-nucleotide messenger RNA. RefSeq names its product cystatin 11 (gene CST11). The record is from RefSeq and is a predicted model, not a curated record. Gene Ontology annotation, biological process: defense response to Gram-negative bacterium. NCBI's taxonomy places the organism in Eukaryota, Metazoa, Chordata, Mammalia, Chiroptera, Molossidae. Gene Ontology annotation, cellular component: sperm flagellum; nucleus; sperm head. The transcript is spliced from 3 exons. Gene Ontology annotation, molecular function: cysteine-type endopeptidase inhibitor activity. Bases 1 to 414 code for a protein of 137 amino acids.
AUGGCCAGAUCCUGGCAGGCCCCACAGCUUCUACUGGCCAUUCUGGUGGCCCUGGUGGCCCUCACUUACCAAUUUAGGAGGAAAACUUUUAUAAGUAUCAAAGAAGUGCCUGCAUCAGAAGCUUAUGUGAUAGCCACCAUGCAGUUUGUGACCAAUGAGUUCAACAGAGAAAGUGAUGACAAGUACAACUUCCGGAUUGUGCGAGUUAUGAAGGUCAAGAAGCUGGUUACUGACCACAUGGAGUAUCAUGUGAACUUUGAGAUGCGGCGGACUACCUGUCAAAGACUAGAGACCAAAAACUGCACGUUUCAGGAAGGAGAGCUUUACAAGCAAAUUGAGUGCUUUUACUCAGUGUUUGUUGUUCCCUGGUUUGAAAAGUACAGAAUUCUGCACAAAAAUUGCACCAAUGGCUAG